Messenger RNA from Anopheles arabiensis, 803 nucleotides. RefSeq names its product dTTP/UTP pyrophosphatase. NCBI's taxonomy places the organism in Eukaryota, Metazoa, Arthropoda, Insecta, Diptera, Culicidae. The record is from RefSeq and is a predicted model, not a curated record. Gene Ontology annotation, molecular function: nucleoside triphosphate diphosphatase activity. The transcript has 4 exons. The coding region runs from base 125 to 751 and encodes 208 amino acids.
GUUUUGUAAACAAUCGGCAGGGCGGAAUUCUCUCGUGGCGGAAACAAUACCCUCGUUCAAAAAGUGUCCCACUGCACGUGGAUUAUGUGCCUAGAUUAUAAACUUGUAUAGCCCUUUUCUCACCAUGUUAAAACCUAUCCUCAACCAAAUCAAAGGAAAGCGUGUGGUACUUGCCAGCGGAUCUCCACGGCGGCAGGAGUUGAUACAAAAUUUGGGCAUCGCGAACGUUCACCUCUGCUCAUCGACGUUCGAGGAAAACCUUGACCCAGCGCAAUACUCCUUCAGCGACUAUGUAGCCAUGACGGCCCUCGGUAAGGUGCGGGAAGUGUACGAACGCCUCUCGAAGGAUGAUGCAACGCGCCCGGACGUGGUGAUCGGGGCUGACACGAUGGUUACGAUGGAUGGGCAGAUGUACGGCAAGCCAAAGACACCGGAACAUGCGUUUGAGGUGUUGAAAAAGCUCGUUGGGCGUACGCACGUUGUUUAUACCGGGGUGGUCAUAAAGUAUCGCGAGCGGGAGGUCAAGUUUACCGAAUCGUGCAAUGUACAGUUUGGUAAAGCGACCGAUGCUCAAAUACAAGCGUAUGUCGACACAGGUGAACCACUGGAUAAAGCUGGUGGAUACGGCAUCCAGGGGUUGGGUGGCAACUUUGUAGAACGAAUUGAAGGCGAUUAUUUCACCGUUGUCGGGUUGCCGAUGUACCGACUGUCGGUUGAGCUGUGUAAAUUGUUUGACUAUCAGGUAGAUUGAGCAUGAUGUUGGCAUAAAAGUCUAGACGAAGCUUUAGAGAGGCUCAACACUA